This is a messenger RNA of Striga hermonthica, 948 nucleotides long. The record is from the annotation of a GenBank genome assembly. Lineage: Eukaryota; Viridiplantae; Streptophyta; Magnoliopsida; Lamiales; Orobanchaceae.
AUGGGCACCGGUUUUCCCCGUUUGAGGAGCUUUGUCAGCAGCAAAAUCUCGAACCCGCUGCAAAAUCCAACACAUUUCUCCUCCGCCCGCGCUACUCAUUUUCGUGGAACGAUUCUAGCUUUCUCGGCAAAAAUGGCCUCCGGGUCGCCCUCAUCCCAACUCACUCACACCAUCGACGACCUCCCCGGUCAACUCGGCCAACCAGUCACCGUCGUGGCCGCUGGUGGCGUCUCAGAUUUUGAUUUCAGGAAUGCUAUCGAAAGUACACUGUUCAAACAGUGGCUGAAAAAUAUUCAAACUAGAACAGGGUUGCUGUCUAGGGGGGAUAUGUCUGUUACCAAAGUUAUCAUUCAGAAUGUUGAUAUGUUUGGCAAUCGUGUUGGAUUUCUGAAGUUCAAAGCUGACGUAAUUGAUAAACAAACAGGGAACAAGGUUCCUGGAGUUGUUUUUGCACGAGGUCCAGCUGUUGCAGUGCUAAUUCUCUUGGAAUCAGAUGGAGAGACCUAUGCAGUGCUGACAGAGCAGGUUAGGGUCCCUGUUGGGAGGCUUAUAUUGGAGUUACCGGCCGGAAUGUUGGAUGAUGACAAAGGUGAUGUAGUUGGAACAGCUGUUCGUGAGGUUGAGGAGGAGACUGGAUUGCACUUGAAUCUGGAUGACCUUGUUGAUCUCACUGCCUUUCUAGAUCCUUCUACUGGGAAUAGAGUUUUUCCUUCCCCGGGCGGAUGUGAUGAAGAAAUCGGCCUGUUUUUGUACAGAGGCAGUGUGGAUAAAGAGAUUAUUAAACAGCUGCAAGGUAAAGAAACUGGUCUACGGGAUCAUGGCGAGCUGAUCCGUGUGCACGUCGUCCCCUACAAGAACCUGUGGCGGAUGACCUCUGAUGCUAAAGUCCUUAUGGCUAUUGCUCUCUAUGAGAUGGCCAUGAGAGAUGGAUUUCUCCCAACAGCUUGA